Dermacentor silvarum is the source of this 1864-nucleotide messenger RNA. RefSeq names its product nose resistant to fluoxetine protein 6. The coding region runs from base 284 to 1864 and encodes 526 amino acids. The record is from RefSeq and is a predicted model, not a curated record. NCBI's taxonomy places the organism in Eukaryota, Metazoa, Arthropoda, Arachnida, Ixodida, Ixodidae. The transcript is spliced from 11 exons.
CAUGUACAAGUUGUGGCAUUCCCGCGAUCGGCGCCCUUGUACUUCUGGAUUUCUGCGAGGAGCUUCUCUAUUGUGCAUCAUCGUUUUCAUCAGGAAUGUAAAGCUUCAUCGUGAAGAUUUGCGAGUACUUGGACAGGUCCAUAACACAGCUGUCGCUGUAAGAGAUACAAGCGGAGAUAUUUAACGGACUAGUGUCACUGGCUUCGUUUCAAAAAGACAGAGCUAUAGUUCCCAGUGAACGAGCCGAGUCUUGUCCAAGCACAGCUAGCAAAGGCCAACGGCUAUGCUUCCACGGCCUUCGAAAGGGCGAAUCGGACGUGAUGCAUCAGUGGCAGAGUUCGCCCUCAGGACUACACUUGUGCUGUUUCUAAUUGGGGCGCCAGGGACACGAGCGCAGAGCGCGUCGACGGACACAUCUAGUGGUGGAGAUUCGACAACGAUGUCACCGAUACAGGCGACCUCUCUCCAGCAAGUGGACGAAAUUGACUAUGCGGAGCUGCUGCGAGAAGUGGUGGACUACGGCUUCUCCAAGUUACCGCCAUCGUUGUUGCGAAACUUCAUUCAAGCCGGCUUGCAACCACAGUGCAGCAUAGCGUUGAUUCGAACCCUGAAAGGCAUCUUAGACUUCGAGCCAUGGGCACUCAGACUGUUCGACGCGUCUGGGAAGUUCCCCACGGGCAUGUUCCAGGGCUCCCACAUGGACGCCGGUGCUUUCGACGAGUGUUUGGAGACCGUGGUCCACCACGGACAUCGGGAUGUGGUCUCACGGGGACAGUAUUGUAAUCUGCUAAUCUACGCCCAGAACGGCACAGCCAUGAGAGACACCGUUGAAUUGCUCUCGAAAUACUUGCACCCGAAGGUAAGGCUACGCUGCGAACUGCAGUACUUCAAGGAUUACUAUUCGAUCGAGGAUGUGCCCUUUGUUCGCCUUGGAAUUUGCUUCACCGAUGAAUGCAACCGCAACGAUUUGCAAGCGCUGGUGAACAUAGGGGUACCUCGUACAAAAUGUGCAUUUCCUCUAAUUCCAGUGAAGCCACCGCUAGUGCGGCUCGAAGUAUCCAACUGUGUGACAGCCGAGCCGGAACCGUGGGACAAAAUACAAACUGCAAUCGUAUUAUUUUUGGGGGUGUUACUAGUGAUCGUCCUAAUCUCUACACUCGUGGACGAAUUAUGGAACACCAAACCAAAGCAGGAGAAAGAAAAUGGCACCUUGCUGGAGUUCGUCUCGGCUUUCUCGGUCACGGCGAACACGCGCCACCUGCUCAAGGUGCCUGAAAACAUUCACUGUGACGGCUAUGAUCUGCAGUUUAUGCAUGGCAUGCGAUUCUUCUGCUGUAUCCACAUCGUAUUGGGCCUGUUCUUCACGAAUCUGUCGGAUAUUUGGGCCCGUGUGCUCAACCUAUUCAUCACUUCUGACCACUGGCCCCACAUGAUUGCAACAGCAAUGUUCAACAGCGUGGACACGUUCUUCUUUAUCAGAUUACUCUUUCCACUUACGUUCGUCGUUAUGUGCUUGUACCCGCUCCCGCACUUCGUCGCUGGACCCGACGUCAAGGCAUUCUUCGUCAAGCUAAACGACGAGAUAGACAAGCACUGGUGGAAGCUUCUCCUCCACAUUAGGAAUUUUUACGGAAGUGCUGUCGUGGGUGCACACGGAAAUGAGCGCUCCUGCGGACCAGUCGCCGACCUAGACUGCGUGGCUGACCCAGCACGUAACAGCAUCGUCACAGCACCGCCACCACCCUCACCGCUGGUGCACGUGUGGUAUCUGUCGGCCGACUUUCAGCUUUUUCUCAUCUCUCUAUUGGUGGCGUCUAUAUUCAAGAGACCUCUGCGACUCAACCAUGACUUCCACAGGGGCUGA